This is a messenger RNA of Cyphomyrmex costatus, 3367 nucleotides long. It is a transcript of the gene Hr96, whose product is annotated as Nuclear hormone receptor HR96. NCBI's taxonomy places the organism in Eukaryota, Metazoa, Arthropoda, Insecta, Hymenoptera, Formicidae. The record is from RefSeq and is a predicted model, not a curated record. Gene Ontology annotation, biological process: negative regulation of transcription by RNA polymerase II; cell differentiation; positive regulation of transcription by RNA polymerase II. Gene Ontology annotation, molecular function: zinc ion binding; RNA polymerase II cis-regulatory region sequence-specific DNA binding; nuclear receptor activity.
AGUGACGGAUGCAUCUGCGGUAUAAAGGGUAGGCAAGAAAGAGAGAGAGAGAGGGGGGACGGCGGGAUGAACGGAUUAUACGACGAAUUUGUGCGCACCGUUUCAUUAACUGUUGACAAGUGGAGCCGUCAAUUGAGCGCCUCAUUCGGCACUAUCACUUAGGUAACUUUUGCAGGCGCGGAUUUAAGCGAGGCGUGUUGAGCUGCGUGUUGAGCUGCGAGGAGGAGGAAGAAGAUGUUGUCGUGAAACCCCAACUUCGACCUGGCCCCCGGCAGGCACUACGGAUGCGAUAAACAAUGUUGACGUGAGUCAAUGGCGCUCCGCGAGCAAGAGGACGUCGCAAGGGACGGGAUAAGACGAGGGUGAGAGGAGAGCGAAAGCAAGAUUACGGAACGAUGUUACUGCCUGCACGAGUAGAUAAGACGUGUUAAUCGUGGAGAACGCUGAUCCAAGAGCGAUGGAUGAUGAACAGCCGGCGAGGGAGGCCAAUAAGAUUUGUGGAGUCUGUGGUGACCGGGCACUUGGUUACAACUUCAAUGCUGUCUCUUGCGAGAGCUGCAAGGCCUUCUUCAGGAGAAACGCACUAAAGAACAAGGACUUUAAAUGCCCCUUCACGGAAAACUGUAACAUCACGACUAUAACCAGACGAUUUUGCCAAAAAUGUCGUUUGGACAAAUGUUUCAACAUUGGCAUGCGCAAGGAAUAUAUUAUGUCUGAGGAGGACAAGGUUCUAAAACGUAAGAAGAUCGAAAAGAACCGCGCAAAGAAACGAUCUCAGCUUGAUAAUGGCAAAACAUCGAAGACCAAAAAGGACUGUGUAGAUGACUGUACAUUUGAAGACACAUCAAUGUCGGUCAAUUCAAUCGCGUCAACAAUAUCAGAAACCUACUUUUGGGAGUCCGAUAGAAAAUACACAGACCUAGACAGUAAUAGGCAAAACGUCGAAAGUAUGAGCCCAGUGACAGCAGCGAGCGUUCCGAGUCCUUCAAGUCCACCAGAGAAUACGAAUAUUGCUGAAACAAAAACAUUGGACAUGCUAAAGGAGUCCGCACACGGUUUGAGGACUAAUCUUGCGAGGUAUGGCACUUAUCUAAUAUGUAAAGAACAGCAUAGAAGUGAAAUCAUUAAAUUGAUAUUGUCUGUUUACAGUCGCGCAAGAUUCGCCGAUCUUAAUGUGGCGCCUCAGAAUGUUGGGACGGACAAAAACUCUUCUUUGAAUUCAGGGAGAUACGAACAAAAUUCACUGCAAUUUAAUUCCGAGUUUGCAGAUGUUAAUCGUGAAUCAUCAAACUAUAGUUCUGUGUUUGAAGAAAAUGUGCCGAAUUAUUCUAAAUUUGAACAAACUCGCGAACAGAAUUCCUUCAUCGAUCACGUUUUACAAAACGAGAUAAGUCAGUCUAACUUGGGUUCGUCGUCGCAACUUACGAAAGAGGAAACAUCAAUAUGUCAAAAGCCGAAGGAAACAUGUUCAAGCGGAAGUAAUUUGAUCACAAAGUUUAAACAGAAUCCUAGUCUACUAACAAAGUUCGUCAGUAAUCCAAAUUUAGUUGCGAAAAUAUUUCAAGAUCAGAGAAUAAUAAUGAAGAUUAUCACGGAUCCUGAUAUGAUCACGUGCUUGGCAACGGAUCCGUAUAUCACGCAAUUCUUGGAGGAAAACAACGCAAUCGAUACGACAAACACUGGGCGUGGUGUCAAAACAAAAGCUCAAUCUAGAGAAGCUCCGGAAAAUAAUAGCGAUUCAAGUGAUUCUAGAUAUACGUCAAAAUCUAAAGGAAGCCAUGUGGAAAAUCCAAUCCUGACGGACUUGAUUACAAACCGUAACUCGGAAGAUUGCAAAGAUCAAAAUUUAGAACCUAAUACAAAUACAGACUGGAAUAAAAAUACAGCUGACGUUACCAGAGAUAUUCUUCAGGACGUUCAAAGGAUAGCAAUUGCUGCUAAUUCUAUAGAGUCCAUCUUAUGUGAAGCCAUCAAGUUAGAAUACUCAGCAUUUUCUAGUUUCGGUGGUAACCAAAGCAGCAGGGAAUUGAAUGACGCCGAGAGAGCGAAAUUGAAUGAGCUGAUAGUUGCUAACAAAGCAUUAUUAGCUCCGUUAGACGAUGAUAUAACAAAUUUAGUUGACGAGGACUGUAAAUUUAAAAGUAAUUUUGGACAAUCUGAUCCAAUGUUAUUAGACGUUAUAAAUUUAACGGCUAUAGCGAUUAGACGCUUGAUAAAGAUGUCUAAGAAGAUAAACGCCUUUAAGAAUAUGUGUCAAGAGGAUCAGUUGGCUCUGUUGAAAGGUGGCUGUACGGAAAUGAUGAUUUUAAGAUCGGCUAUUAAUUACGAUCCGGAUAAAGACAUGUGGAAGAUACCCCAUAGUCAAGAGAGCAUGUCAAGUAUCAAAGUUGAUGUUCUAAAAGAAGCAAAAGGAAAUUUAUAUGCGGAGCACGCAAGGUUUGUCAGAACAUUUGACCCUCGCUGGCGGGAUGAAAACAUCAUUUUGAUUUUAAGUGCAAUUGCUUUGUUUACUCCCGAUAGACCGAGAGUCGUACAUGGUGAUGUUAUUAAAUUGGAGCAGAAUUCGUAUUAUUAUCUCCUCAGACGGUAUCUCGAAAGUGUUUAUCCUGGUUGCGAAGCUAAAUCCACAUUCCUCAAGUUAAUACAGAAGAUUUCUGAACUUCAUAAACUGAACGAUGAGGUCGUAGGAGUUUACUUGAAUGUCAAUCCAUCCAGCGUAGAGCCACUGCUUAUAGAAAUAUUCGAUUUAAAACACUGAUUAUUACUUUGUAGAGUUUCUACUUUGUGUGUAUAAUGGGAAAAUUUAAUUAGUGCAUUCAAUUACAGCAUUUGUUGCAUAUUAUGUUUCUAGGGUUAUCCAUAAAUGAGGAAACUCUGCGAUGGCUAUAUCGCCGAUCUGAAUAUUUUUUAUAAAAAUGUGAUUAUAAUAAGUAACGUACACGCGGCCGCGAGUAAAAAUCGCCAGGAAUUAACUACAUUUAGAAUAUAGAUAUGAAUCCAAAUGGAUGUCAAUGUCUAUUAUAUAGUUUUUUAACUCUCAUCACAAGUGGAAUAACGAGUGUUUUAAGUUCACUUAAUCCGAAUAAAGUUGAUUAAGCUAGGACAGUAAGGUAGGAGUGCCGUAAUUAACAAUAACAAUAUUUUGCUUCGUAGCAAGCACAUGUUGUAUCAUUAAGUAUUGUGCGAAGUAUCUUGAACUCGAUAUCAUUCUCAAUGCGUACUGAGACUAAGUGUAUGCGUACAACGACAGCAUAAUAAUUCCUAAAUGGCUGUUUCGAUCAUGUUUUCGGGAAAUAGUUAAAUAUAUAUAUAUAUUUUUAAACAUAUGGAUCGUUAAAUUUUAAGUAAAUGAAUGUUAUUCAGUGCA